CUGGCUUGCCUUCGCCUUCGCCUGCCUCCUCGCUUCUUAGCUUCUUACUUCUUGCGGCUGCAGUGUGCAGUGUGUUCCGUUCCGCCGACGCAAGCCGACCGACCGCCUCUCGCUCAAGAUGAGACAGAUUUCGAAACUUGCUGUGUCGUUAAGCGUGUCCGUUGGCAUCGCGUUGGCCGCCGUUCUGCCGCACGUGCCCAACGUUCUGGACCCACCAGUGCCUGACCAGAUGCGGAUGACGCCUGAAGAUAUCGAGUCGCUGCUGGACAGCGAUCAGGACCCUGAAGUCACGCCAGGGCUCUUCCAGGGCGACAUGGCCCUGACCAACGAGGUGUUCAACUACUGGCGCGUCGGCCUGCGCUGGGACGUGUUCCCCGAAAAGCUGUGGGACAACAACACGGUGCCCUACGUCAUCAGUCCGCUUUACAUGGCCGAUUCGUAUGCGACGAUAUACACGGCGAUUCGCACCCUGAAUUUCAUGACGUGCGUCAAGUUCGUGCCUUGGGACGGCAAGAAAAAGGACUUUCUCCUCAUUUGGCCCAUCAAAUACCCCAAAGGGUGCUGGUCGUACGUGGGCAAAUACGGAGGGGCGCAGAUCGUGUCGCUGCAGCCUCCGGACGAGAAAGGGCCCAACUGCUUGGGAGGCGAAGGCCGCGCUCUGCACGAGCUCAUGCACGCGCUCGGCAUCUUCCACGAGCAGUCCAGGGCAGAUCGUGACGACUUUGUCAAAAUCAACCUCGAAAAUGUGAUCCCACAGUUCCGCAACAAUUUCGACAAGCAGAGCAGAGAAAACACGACGUACGCGUUCGAGUACGACUACGACAGCAUCAUGCACUACGGCAGAAGUUUUUUCAGCGUGGGCAAAGGCAAACCGACGAUCACGCCGAAGAAGGACAGCAAGGCGAGGCUGGGCCAACGGCGUGGCCUCAGCAAGACCGACUGCCUCAAAAUUAACGACCUCUACGGCUGUUUGGACAAGUCUGUGGCUCUCAGACGAAAAUACUACAACAUUUGCAAUUAUCUCGGACUGUGACAAUUUUAUUUCCAUAUAGCACCGACACGAAUCUCAUAGAUUCUGCAAACAAUAUUUAUUAAUUUCUAAUUUAAUAAUAAAACAUACAAGUAAAA
Molecule: messenger RNA, 1128 nt
Organism: Cloeon dipterum
Lineage: Eukaryota; Metazoa; Arthropoda; Insecta; Ephemeroptera; Baetidae
Product: hatching enzyme 1.2
Exons: 6
Coding region: 119-1033 (304 amino acids)
Biological process (GO): proteolysis
Molecular function (GO): metalloendopeptidase activity; zinc ion binding
Source: RefSeq, a predicted model, not a curated record